UAUAUCCUCUCCCACGACUCUCUCCUUUAACCAACUCCUACUCCCAGAAGAUCAAAAUCCAAAAGUGACACCUAUACAGAACCCUCGCUGCGAAUAUUCUCUGGAAAAUUCUCUCUUUUAAAUACUUAAACCAUUUCUUUAUUUCAUCAGCUUCUCAAAAGAUCUCUUUCCCUCCUCGAGUUUUAACCAAAGGGCAACGGAAGGAAACCCCAUAUCUGAGAAAUGUCUAUUUUCGUCAGAGCCAAACGAGUCACUGAUCCCCUCGAUGAUAAGGCUAAAGCUCGACUCGUCGGUACCCAACUCAGUUAUGUCAGCAGCGGGAGUGAACAUUCCGCCGAUGAUUCCCCUUGUCUCUCCGAACUCGUUCAUGGGUUUCUCGAAGACGAUUCCGAUUUUCAGUCCUUGGGGUACGAGUCUGAUUCUGAUCACGAUGAUGACUUGGUCGCCGAUUGUACGGACGUCGUCGUGGACAUUGUGAGAUCAGCUACUGGGAACAGUAUGGAUUCGUUUAGAAAUAAGCUGUUGGCUAAUGUUUUGAAAGCCAUGGAAAUGUUUUCGUGCCUCCGAAAUCAAAGACCUGUUUUCAGGCGGCAAGUGAUGACAUUUCUGAGAGAUUUGGGAUACAAUGCAGGGAUCUGUAAGACCAAAUGGGACUCCUCCGGCGGCCUAACUGCAGGGAACUACGAGUUCAUUGACGUGGUUCAAUCGUCGUCCACGUGUCAAAACCGGUACAUCAUCGAUCUGGACUUCGCUUCGCAGUUCGAGAUUGCGAGGCCUACGAGUCAAUAUUUGAAGCCCUUGCAGUCAUUGCCUAGGGUGUUUGUAGGAAGAAAUGAAGAGCUGAAGAAGAUCAUCAAAGCCAUGUGUGACGCGGCGAGGAGAUCACUGAAAAGCAAAGGCCUCACAAUUCCUCCUUGGAGAAAAAACCGUUACAUGCAAAAUAAAUGGCUGUGUCCGUACCGUCGGACGGCUAACACAAUUCCGGCGAGCUCAUUAACGCCGGUUAUGCAGCCCGUUAAUGGAGUGAAAUGUCGUCUUGUCGGGUUCGAGGACGGCGUGAACGGCCGUGUAUUUGUCCGUACGAGAUAAUUAUAGCCGUCGAAAUUAUAAAACACAGCAAAACCAUCAAUUAUUACAUAAAACAACUAAAUUGUGAAUUA
Molecule: messenger RNA, 1160 nt
Organism: Manihot esculenta (cassava)
Lineage: Eukaryota; Viridiplantae; Streptophyta; Magnoliopsida; Malpighiales; Euphorbiaceae
Exons: 1
Coding region: 223-1089 (288 amino acids)
Source: RefSeq, a predicted model, not a curated record